Mesocricetus auratus (golden hamster) is the source of this 1454-nucleotide messenger RNA. Its product is annotated as plasma membrane calcium-transporting ATPase 4-like. Gene Ontology annotation, cellular component: intracellular membrane-bounded organelle. The transcript has 7 exons. Gene Ontology annotation, molecular function: P-type calcium transporter activity; PDZ domain binding. Bases 108 to 1289 code for a protein of 393 amino acids. NCBI's taxonomy places the organism in Eukaryota, Metazoa, Chordata, Mammalia, Rodentia, Cricetidae. The record is from RefSeq and is a predicted model, not a curated record. Gene Ontology annotation, biological process: regulation of cytosolic calcium ion concentration.
UCUGCCUUCCUCUCCCUCCUCAGGGUAUUGCAGGCACAGACGUGGCAAAGGAGGCAUCAGACAUCAUCCUGACCGAUGACAACUUCACCAGCAUUGUGAAGGCAGUGAUGUGGGGACGGAACGUGUACGACAGCAUUUCCAAGUUCCUGCAGUUCCAGCUCACCGUCAAUGUGGUAGCUGUCAUAGUGGCUUUCACUGGAGCCUGCAUCACUCAGGAUUCUCCAUUGAAAGCAGUGCAGAUGUUGUGGGUUAACCUGAUCAUGGACACUUUUGCUUCCCUGGCCCUGGCUACAGAGCCCCCUACCGAUUCUCUGCUGAGGCGUCACCCAUACGGGCGAAACAAGCCCCUGAUCUCACGUACCAUGAUGAAGAACAUCUUGGGCCAUGCGGUGUAUCAGCUCACAGUCAUCUUUGUCCUUGUCUUUGCUGGUGAGCAGCUGUUUGACAUUGAUAGCGGAAGGAAGGCGCCUCUCCAUGCACCGCCCAGCCAGCACUAUACCAUUGUUUUCAACACCUUCGUGCUGAUGCAGCUCUUCAACGAAAUCAACUGCCGGAAGAUCCACGGCGAGAAGAACGUCUUUGCAGGCAUCUACCGCAACACCAUUUUCUGCUCUGUGGUUUUAGGCACGUUCUUCUGCCAGAUUGUCAUCGUGGAGUUUGGGGGUAAGCCCUUCAGCUGUACAAGCCUCACCCUGGAGCAGUGGUUGUGGUGUCUCUUCAUAGGCAUUGGAGAGCUUUUGUGGGGCCAGGUGAUCUCUGCCAUUCCUACCGAGUCUCUGAAGUUCCUGAAGGAGGUUGGACAUGGCGCUGACGAGGAGGAGAUCACCAAGGAUGCUGAGGGAAUGGAAGAGAUUGAUCUUGCUGAGAUGGAGCUGCGCAGAGGCCAGAUCCUCUGGUUCCGUGGCCUGCACCGGAUUCAGACUCAGAGAAGUCAGUCAUUGGUAACCGGCUUCCUGGAUGAAGUUUCUCUCCUGGUCAUCGCUUCUUCACACAAGAUCAAAGUGGUCAGAGUGCUCCAUAAUUUCCAUAAACCCAGGAACGAACUCUCCAUCCACCAAUUCAUGACCCAGCCUGAAUACAACGCAGAUAAUGAGUCUCCACAGACAUUCCAGGAUGAUCAAGAGGAGAUCCUGAAUCGGCUCCUAAGGUGGGGGACUAGGGUGCUCCUGUUAUAUAGUGAGGCCACUCCAUAUGACAACAGAAACAACAGUGCCAUGGAUUGCAACCAAGUGCAAAUCGUUGCCUCCCAAUCCAACAGCCCUCUGCAAAGCCUGGAGACAUCAGUUUGAACUCCCAUUCUCCCGAUUCCAGUCCCUGCUUGCCCUAUUGUUUGUUUGUUUGUUUGUUUAUUAUUUAAGACCUUUAUUAACAGGUGCUUACAGUUUGUUGACUUUUUUUUUGAAAAUAUCAAGUUGUAAACUUUUAUUACAAAUUAAAAACGAAGUUCUUUAAAA